Molecule: messenger RNA, 2701 nt
Organism: Paramisgurnus dabryanus
Lineage: Eukaryota; Metazoa; Chordata; Actinopteri; Cypriniformes; Cobitidae
Source: RefSeq, a predicted model, not a curated record
CACAGUGCGACACUCAGGACUUGUCCGUUCGAAGUGGAUGUAAAGUCUGUUUAAAAAACUCGUCAGUUCUCUUAAACCGUUUAAAGACUUUUGUUCUAUUUAUUUCUUAUUUAUACAUAGCUUUACUGGAUAUAAUGUUGUUACUUCAUCAUUACAUAUGCCGGGAAAAGUUUUAUGUUUGGAACCACACCACCGAACGUACAUGUAAACGGCACUUGCAUUUGUGACCCUCCACUGUUAUUGCCGUGUAGAUUUUUGAGCUAUUUUAUUUAAAGUAUUGUUCUUUUCUUGUGAGGAAAUAUCACAUCAUCUUGGAUUUAAAGUAAAACGAAUGGACAACGAAACACCACAACAUGCCCCUUGUUACGACGAAGGAUUGUUGCAACCACACGACACCUUGAUCUCCGAGUUAUUUGAUUUUAUGCGUAUCGAAUUGGAAACCGAACCCGCUGGUAUUGACAGAGAGGAAAGGACGUGUUCUAAAAAUGUCAUGCGAAAGCAGCGUAACUGGGAAAGAAAAGUGGAGACGAAGAAAAGUAAAAGAAAAGAGGAGAAACAAAGGAAGAAGCUCAACAGUCAAAAUAAAGAUAUUUAUGGACCGCAGCUAAGUAAGCGUGUCAUUAAAGCAAUUACAAAGCAGAGACUGGAGGAGGCCAGAGAUUCAGGACUGCGUCUGUGUGUGGACCUCAGCAUGACCGAUCACAUGUCACAUAAAGAAAUCAGCCGUCUUGCAGGUCAGAUAAGGCGCCUCUAUGGAUCCAACAAGAAGGCUUUACACCCGUUCCACCUUUUCCUGACAGAUUUGAAAGAGGAAAAUCUGCUGUAUAAAGAAUGUGUUAGGAUGAAUGACGGCUUCCAGAAUUAUUUGAUUGAUGUGACGGGGGAGAGUUGGUGCCAUCUAUUUCCCUCAAAUGAUGUGAUAUAUUUAACCCCAGACGCAAGUGAAGCUUUGGAACACUUGGAGGAAAAUAAAGUUUAUAUCUUAGGGGGUUUAGUGGAUGAAAGCAUAAAAAAGAAAAUAACCUUUACAAGAGCAAAAGAGCUUGGAGUCCGCAUGGUAAGACUGCCUAUUGAUGAGUACAUGGUGAAGAGGUCCAACCCCAAAAACUUCCACUCCAAAAUCUUAGCCAUCAAUCAAGUGUUUGAAAUCCUGCUGGCUUUUUAUGAGACCAAAGAUUGGACAAAAGCACUUGCUUCUGGUAUCCCACCUGGAAAGGGAUACAUGGUGAUGUCACAAGCAUCUACAGAGGUCAGACUGUGAUCGGCCCUCCAGAGGAGCUGUGAGCCAGCAUGGUCCAUAAAAUUAAUGGCAGGCUUUGGUUACACUGACAUUUUUGUGGCCUUGCCCAAUAUACAUUCACCAUGUUUACAACAUUAUGUAUGGCAUGUUUCCCCAGGUGCCAGCUAAUAUUUCAAAUAACAGUAUCUUUUGUAUCAUUUUUAAUAAUACUGAAUAAUUGUUUCAGGAAAAGUUUUUUGUAAGUAUUAAAGAGAUCAGGAUUGAAAAACUGUUAUUCUUCAAUGUCUCUGCUCUUGUUUCACUGUGUUGCUCUUUAACCAAUUUUGGCCAAGUUCAAUGUGAGAAUCACUGUCUUUUAUUUAAAAAGACUUUUUUGAAAUGUAAAAUAAGUAUUCAGUGUCCCCAGAUUGUUUCUGUGAAGUUAUAGCUCAAAAUACCCCAUAUAUAAUUUAUUACAGCAUGUUAAAAUUGCCACUUUAUAGGUGUGAGCAAAAUGUCCCAUUUUUGGGUGUGUCCCUGUAAAUGCAAGUGACCUGAUAAAAUGCAAACACUGAUCGACACAAUGGUGGUUGUGGAAAUUGAAAUUCAAUUUUGCUGUCAAUUUUUCUCUCUGCACUAAAUGGCAGUGCUGUGGUCAGAUUAAGGGGCUUUAUUAUUAUAAGAAGAUCCCCUUCAUGUGCUUGCAGAAAAUGGUUUACCAAAACAAAUUUACCGGGUUGUACUGGGUCUUUUUCACGUUUUCUUUGCUGAUAGAAGCACUGGGGACCCAAAUAUAGCACUUAAACAUGAAAAAAAAACAGAAUUUCAUUAUAUGUCCCCUUUAAGCAACCCAGUGAUCAAAUGUAAAAUGAGUGAUCUUUGUGUACAUAUUAUUUUCAUCUGCCGUCACAUUCUUAAAGGAAGCUGUAUUGUCAUUUCAACCAUAUGUACACAGUGAAAUGAGAAGUUUCUCCAGGACCAUGGUGGUACAUAGAGACACUGAACUACAUAAAAAAACAUGGUGCUAAGGACUAAAAAUGUAAUUUUUGCCUAGCCACAUAAAGUGCAUUUGUACAACCUAGUGCAAACAGUGCCGAACAAGAAACAGUGCAAAAACAAUACAAUACACUGCAUUAUGCAUAAAAAAGUAGCACCAGCCAGUACAAUAUGUCUCUAACUACGGAAGAAAAUCAUUAUAACAUAUCUACACGUUUAACAGCAGUAGGUAGUGUGAAAAAUACAGCAUUUUAAAGUGUAAAGUGCAGAAAAAACUCAGUGAAAUGUAAUUGACAUAAAAACAGUGUUGUGACACAACUGGAUUUGCAAGACAAUUUAAUAACAGCAUGUUUUAUGUAUGUAUGUAUGUACUGAGGAGUCUGAUGGCUUGAGAAACCACUACACAGUAUAGUGAAGAUUCUUGCCAAUGGAAACACAUGAGCCACUGCUGUUUGAUUGUAAAGUGUGCGUACAGGAACAUCCAUG